AUGUGGGGGCGGAGAUUCGGAUCGUCCCAGCCACCGUCUCGCCGCCACUCCCAGUUCCAACUUUUAAUCUUGGACAGAUUCUUUCGUUUAAACAUCAUGCCGAGAUUUGUUUGGCUUGAUUGCGAUCCUGGACACGACGAUGCUACGGCAAUCUUGUUGGCUGUACAUUCUCCAGGUAUACAGCUGUUAGGUAUUUCAACGGUGCACGGAAACGCAGAUGCCGAAAACACUAACAACAAUGCUGCACGGUGCCUGCACGCCUUUAACGCUCCGAAGGACAUUCGUGUAUGUCCUGGGGCCACAAAGCCGUUGCUCCGACCAGCACGACACGAUCCUGAGAUUCAUGGGAUCGACGGCCUUGGGGGCGUAAUUGGAUUACCUUCCGUUCAAUCCGCAGAAGUCCGAGAACGUCUUGACGCCCAUGGUGCUCCAAUACGUGCACUCGAAGGCAUGGCGGAAGCCAUUCGUACCACCUGGAAGCAAGGUGUCGGUAAUAAAGUGACUGUUGUGUCUUCUGGACCCAUGACGAACAUCGCUCUUUUUGUGAGUGUAUAUCCUGACCUACUAGAUGGCAUAGAUGAAUUUGUGUUUAUGGGUGGUGGUGUCGGUCUGGGAAAUCGUUCUCCUUCUGCCGAGUUCAAUAUCCUCUGUGAUCCUGAGGCCGCACAAAUUGUUCUCGACAUCCCCGUAAAGAAGACUAUGAUUCCGCUCAACGUUACCCACACUGCGAUAGUGAGAGAUGACAUAAUGCGUCGUCUUCUUUCUUCAAGCACUGCUGCGUCAAGCACUGUGCUUCCAGCAGCAGACUCGAAGUUACGUCACAUGCUCUUCACCCUCAUCGGAUUCUUCGCGGAUUCGUACAAAUCCACAUUCGGAUUUAUUGACGGACCUCCACUACACGAUGCCUUAACGAUCGCCUACGUCGCACAGCCUGAACUGUUCACCUGCAAGAGAUAUAGGGUAGAUGUAGAACUCAACGGGGUUCAUACCGCAGGCGAGACAGUUGUAGAUGUGUGCAGUUACCGUCAGUGCGACGAUUCUUGGGGUCGAUCAGGCAAGAAUUGCAUUGUCGCAGAAGCUCUCAACGUCCAAGGGUUCUUCAAUCUCUUCCUAGAUUGUGUCGCCAGGUGUGAUGUCGUUUCACCUUUAAACCGAUAG
Fibroporia radiculosa is the source of this 1158-nucleotide messenger RNA. RefSeq lists its product as uncharacterized. The transcript is spliced from 8 exons. Gene Ontology annotation, biological process: purine nucleoside catabolic process. Bases 1 to 1158 code for a protein of 385 amino acids. The record is from RefSeq and is a predicted model, not a curated record. Gene Ontology annotation, cellular component: cytosol. Lineage: Eukaryota; Fungi; Basidiomycota; Agaricomycetes; Polyporales; Fibroporiaceae. Gene Ontology annotation, molecular function: purine nucleosidase activity.